Molecule: messenger RNA, 2533 nt
Organism: Rhipicephalus microplus (southern cattle tick)
Lineage: Eukaryota; Metazoa; Arthropoda; Arachnida; Ixodida; Ixodidae
Gene: Fer2
Product: basic helix-loop-helix domain-containing Fer2
Biological process (GO): regulation of transcription by RNA polymerase II; developmental process
Molecular function (GO): DNA-binding transcription factor activity, RNA polymerase II-specific; protein dimerization activity; RNA polymerase II transcription regulatory region sequence-specific DNA binding
Source: RefSeq, a predicted model, not a curated record
CGUCGACGUCGUCCCUGUUCGGGACGUGUCCAGGGCGAGGGUGAAGACAGGCACGAGGGAAAGGGGGACGUCCUCGGGCACGCGUGCUCACGCACGCACGCAGGUCGCGCGCCCCUUUUUUGCGGAAGCCGAAAAGCCUCGGUGCAGCCUCCGCUUCCCGCGCAGCGCGCCGCCGGGGAGCGCGCGCGCGUCCAGAAAUUGGACUUGUCGCUUGCAGCAGCAGCGGAUGCUGCUUCUUUCUAUGCGCUCGAAUUCUUCCCUCGCCGCGGUGCGGUCUCUUCAGCGCCGGCUGACGCCGCGGCCGCUGCUGCCUCUGACGUUGGCCAUAUAAAAAGGGAUCGCGGACAUCGCGCGGCCAUGUCGGCAUCGACGUCCCAGGCGCCCCCGCACUACCGGCACCCCCAGCACCGGGCCACCGCUGGCCAUCAGCAGGCGCACUUCCCCGAAGACUUCGGCGUCGCGGCGGCCGAGUUCCCGGCCUACGAGGAACUGGCCGGGUUCCCGUGCGUCUCUUCGUCCAGCGGUGGAGGCUCGUCUUCGGCGGCGGCCGGCGCUGCUAGAGGAUCGACGCCGCACCCGAUGCGCCUUGAAAACGCGGCAGGAGAUAGGGACUCGCCCGGAUCGCCGUCCUCGGCCGAACUGCAGAGGCCCGCGUGCGAGUUCGCCGCCAGAGCCGGGCCACUACCACCGCAGACACUGCCCUAUCCGACCUGCCUGGCUGGCGGAGGCGCCGGGCCGGCCUCGGCGGACGGCUUCUGCUACGAGUACGGCGCUAGCGGCGGCGCUCCCAUCGGCGGCGGCCCGCUGCCGUGCUCGGCGGGUGUACCGGGCUUCGCGGGUCCGUACAAGGUGCAGCGCCGGGCGGCCAACAUCCGGGAGCGGAAGCGCAUGAUGAGCAUCAACACGGCGUUCGAGGAGCUGCGCUGCCACGUGCCCACGUUCCCGUUCGAGAAGCGCCUGUCCAAGAUCGACACGCUGCGGCUGGCCAUCGCGUACAUCGCGCUGCUGCGCGAGGUGCUCGUCUCCCAGUACGACCCCCUGACGCACAUCGAGAAGUGCCUCCGGGGAGAGCUCAAGGGCGAGCACGCCGCCGAGUGGAACACCUCCGAUCUGACAGCGCGCCUGUCCUGGAUCAACUGGGAGAACCUGGGCGUCAACCCGAACCGGAGGAGCGUUCUCACCACGCUCACCCUGACCGCAGACACCAUCGGCUGCCACAACGGAACCCAGUGAUGAUCGUGCCAUCUUGCGGUUUAGCCGCCGUGUGUCCGCGCCUCGCUGACUGCUGACCCUCCUCCCCCUUCUUUCUCUUUCUCUCUCGUGGACCACCGUCCCGACACCUCUUAGCACCCAAUCUCGUGUUCGGUGACAGUGGACCUGCGCUCCGAGAUCCGAAGACUGCAGUAGUGGCCGCCGCCCCAGUUGAGAACUGUGUCCUCUUACGGUGACGAUUCAGUGCGCGCGUUGAAAGAGUAUCGGUUUCUUUCGUGCUCGAUAGGCGUGGUAAGCAUCCUUUCUCGGAGCAUCAACUUUUGCCAAUGUCGAUGGUACAGUGUAGACACGGUGCAGACACGUGUAGCGCAAGCUUUGGAUAAGAUGACGGUCAACGAGAGGGAUUCCCUGUGGUGUCGGAGUUGGGACUAUGCCGUUUUGGACAAGUAAGACUCUUGUCCGGAAAGUGAGAAGGCCAAAGUCAUCCGUUUGUUGACUGUUGUAAGGAGAGUGCCGGUAUCAAGAAACAGCGAAUCACUCCUCAAUGUAUUGACGAGUUUCCAAAGGCGGGUUUGGUCAGACUGGUUAGUUCACCCAAGCAGUCAAUGUAGACUCCCUGUCAGAAGCGCUGUUGCGAUUGGUUCAUGGGGAAGAAUCUCUUUAUUUCUAGGUUUACGGCUUAUACCUUCACUGAACGAGUGAAAAGACUCAAUUGCUAACCGAUGUCUUUUGAAUUCAUAUUAGCAUCGUUUCAAAUCAAUCUGCUGAACUUUUACGACUGCCACACCAAGGUUUAGGUGAGGCCUGAAAUGUCCUUUUGUGUUCCGCGCAUUAUUCGGGAUGCGACUUAGAAGUGUGCCGUUCCACAAAUUACUUAUUCUAGUCAUAAUUGAUCCGUAUUUAUUAUGUCGUAAGAAUAGCCAACUUUCUAGUCAUUAACAUUCUUUAACACAAAAAUACUUUCAUACCAGUUCUUUCAUUAUAUACGUAAGUCUGUAGGUAUUUCCUUCUUGCCUAACAAGUUCAAAAGCAAACGCAUGACUGUGUUGGUCAAAAAAGUAAUUUUUCGCUUAUGUUUGUAUUUCAAUGUCAUCACAAUUUUUUGCGUACGUCAAUGAAAAUUACCAUAAAACCACUGUAAGUGAUAUUUCUUGCGCGGUCCUAUUUGUUUUGGGCGUGUACAUGAUUAUCCGCGGUCAUAGGUACUGAAGUGUCUGGAUAAGUUUUGCUAAAUGGGCAGUUUGUAUAGAACCUCUGAAACAGUGCAAUAUUGUGGAAACUGUGAGAGAAUAAACUGCAUCUGCCUGAUUUUGGUUGACAA